Mauremys reevesii (Reeves's turtle) is the source of this 1908-nucleotide messenger RNA. RefSeq names its product group IID secretory phospholipase A2-like. The record is from RefSeq and is a predicted model, not a curated record. Lineage: Eukaryota; Metazoa; Chordata; Testudines; Geoemydidae. Gene Ontology annotation, molecular function: calcium ion binding; phospholipid binding. Bases 571 to 1314 code for a protein of 247 amino acids. Gene Ontology annotation, biological process: phospholipid metabolic process; arachidonate secretion; negative regulation of T cell proliferation. The transcript is spliced from 9 exons.
UCUCGUGCGGUAACUAAAAGGCAAGGAACCCACUCAGAGGCCAGGCGCCGAGCAGCUUGUUCCUUCCCUGACCUUCACCGCUCCAGAUGCAUGGAUGAGGUGUAGCAAAAGAGGAACGAGGCAGCCCUGUUGCUGUAACACUGCCGGGAAUGUUGCGACACUGCUAUUGGCAUGGCAGCAGCCGGGAACACUGCAGUGGUGCCAUCGGCACUGGAUUUGCUGCUUCGUUGCCAGCUUAGGUGCCUUUCCAAAUCAGCAGAGUGCAGCUGAUUCUCCCCUGCCUCGCGUACCCACUGGUGAGAGAGAGAGAAAAAAUGCCAUCUGGGAACGCCACAUGUACAGCAAGAGAUCAUCUUACCUGCUGGCAGAUCCCUCUUGGCUGGAGAAAUCAGGCAGAAGAGCCCAAGAGGACACCUGUGGCAGCUACAGAGGCUGGAGUUAUGGAGCAGCUGCUGCUAAGAGCACGGCCUCCACAGUGACCCAGCCCUGCAUGGGGAAACUCCCUUGGUGCCUCGAAAUGGGGAAGACUAGAAACGUCGUUUGACAGAGAAGCCACACAACUGAAGUUUUAUGAAGUUUGAAUAUCCGAUAACGAGGUCAGCACAGAUGCGGGCAAUGAGUUCCCAAAGGGGAGGGACAGACCGUCUAUAUAAGGUAAAUCUGUCACUAUCUGAGAUCAGAAGUCACCCUGAGCUACAGAGACUUUCCCAAGCCCAGAAAAGGCCCUGCAUGACGAUGAAGAAUCUCUUAGUAUUUGCUCUGCUAUUUGCUUAUGGCGCAGUUAUGACACAGGGGAGUCUCUGGGAGCUUCAAAAGAUGAUUAAGCAAGUCACUGGGAAAAAUGCCUUAUGGAAUUAUUCCAUGUACGGCUGCUACUGCGGAUCAGGCGGUAAAGGGACACCAAAGGAUGACACUGAUCGGUGCUGUCAGUUGCACGACUGCUGCUAUAAGAGGCUCAAGGGUCAUGGAUGUAAUGCCAAAUUGAACACAUACAGCUAUUAUACCUCCUAUGGAUGCCACUGCGGUGUGGGGGGCAAAGGAAUGCCUAAGGAUGCAACUGAUUGGUGUUGCCUGCAUCACGACUGCUGUUACUCACAAUUGAAGGCUCAAAAUUGUCGUGUCAUAAUUGACAGAUACCGUUACACUUACAGGAGAGGAGUCAUAACGUGCGGUCCAGGCAGCUGGUGUAAAAGGAACAUCUGCGAGUGUGACAAGGCCGCUGCAUUGUGCAUGAAGCGCAACUUAAGGAGCUACAACAAGAAGUAUCGCUUCUACCCCAACAUAAAGUGCACAGGGAGAAAGCCAAGGUGUUAAGCAAAGGCGCCUUGCAAUGCUCAUUAAGCCAUCCCCUAGUCUCAUGAAUUCAGCAUUUCCACACUGUUAAGCAAUCAAGUGCUUGACCUGGGAUUGGGAAUUACUUCCUAUCAAGUGGUUCUUGGCUGCUCUCUCCCCAGGCUACUGUCAGGCAGAAUCCAAGGAACUGCUCUUAAAUAAGAGACCCGAUCUGCCUUAACUGCAUCUCGAUACACAGGAUCAGAAGAGAAAUUACUUAGAGGGAGAAGGCAACACGUGUCAUGUUUUUGAUAAAAAUAUUAGGAAGAACUGGCAUGUGUCCUCUGCCAUGGUUAAGUUACGAUGGGAGCCAGGGGGAGUCUCUCCAUUCUCUUCAAUAGUCUUUGGAUUGGGCCUAAGUGCAUAAAUGAACAUAGAAAAAUGUCAAUUUCCUUUGCUCUUGCUUCAGUGCAGAUUUGCUUUCUGCUGCUUCUGAAUAAAACGGAAGAGUGUAACCAUGUUCUUCUCUGGGUUGUGACUCAGAGGCAUUCGACCGACCCGAACUAGUCACCCUUCAGCGUGAGUGAGAAAGCUGGAAGCAGCUCCCCCUUCAAUCACUUCACGUGGCUGAUUGGC